GACAAAUAUCAUCAGAACUCUGAACUCUCUCCCCCACACCAUUCCAUGAACACAUGAAUACAUGAAUUAUCAAUGUUCUGGUCAGAAGAGAGGGAGAGAGCCAAAAAACAAAAGCAAUUAAAAAAGAGAGAGGGACUCCUGGGGUUAGGGGAAGCAGGCAUGUGGAUGAGUGGGGGACACACCAAACUCAUCAAUUGAAACCCUUUGAAAUUAUUGAGUUUCUGACAUUCAAAAAACCAAUAAAUAAAAAAAGCAUAGCAAACAAACACACACCCGACCCAGUUGCCUCUCUCUCUCUCUCUCUCUCUCUCUCUCUCUCUCUCUUCUACUGCUCACUUGAAAUCUUGGUGGAACUGCUGCAUUUUGGGUCAGUGUCUUGAAAAGAAAAGUCUUUGAGGGAGUCACAGUGAAGAAGAAAGAAAGCACAGACAGAAGCUGCCUCAAGUUCACAACUUUUUUCAUUAGAGCCCAAUUGGAGUUAAAGAAGUUUGCUUCUCUCUCUCUCUCUCUCUCUCUCUCUCUCUCUCUCUGUGAAUUGGUGAGGAUGCCAAGAUCAGGCCCAAGACCAUAUGAGUGUGUUAGAAGAGCUUGGCAUAGUGAGAGACACCAACCCAUGAGAGGUUCUCUCAUUAAAGAAAUUUUCAGGGUUGUGAAUGAGAUCCAUAGCUCAGCUACCAGGAAGAACAAAGAAUGGCAAGAUAAGCUCCCUAUUGUUGUCUUGAAAGCAGAAGAAAUUAUGUACUCCAAAGCAAAUUCUGAGGCUGAAUACAUGGACCUUAAAACCCUUUGGGACCGAACAAAUGAUGCUAUUAACACGAUAAUUCGGCGUGAUGAGGGUACUGAAACUGGAGACUUUCUUCAGCCUUGUAUUGAAGCUGCUCUCAAUUUGGGGUGCAUACCAAGAAGAACUUCGAGGAGUCAACGACAUACUAAUCCACGGUGUUAUCUGAUUCCCAUCACUUCCGAUGUCCCUAGCAUUUCUCCUAGCGUAGUAGAGAAUGCUAGUCAGAGGGAUUACACAUCCAAUUCACAGUUUAGGCCUCAUUGUCCAAAUUUUGUGAAACCCAAAAGUAUGACAACCCAUCUUGGCUUUGAAUCUUCUAGAUUCCCUGUUGUCCAAAAUAAUGACUGCACUACUAUGAAAUUCAGCAUUGCUUCCGAAAAUAUUCCUCCUUCGGGUUAUGACCAAUUCUCCCCUAGGGAAAGUAAGGCAACAUCUAACUUUUCUUCAUACCCUCUGCACUAUGCAAAUUUUCCUCAGUUUGAAGAACUCAAGCCUGGUUUUCUUAUCCUUCCUAAACCAGUUUCUGACCCAAUAGAACCUGCCAAGAUGGGAGUUAUUUCCAAUUUGCUCUGUAAUGGAGAUAAAUCAAAUGACAAUACACAAACAGAUACCAGGGACAACACCGAGAACCCAUGUACGGUUGGGUGUGAUUUGUCUCUGCGGUUAGGCCCACUGUCUACUCAAUACUCAAUCGGUGAAAACAGCCAGCCUGAAGAGGUCAAAGAUGUUGAUGCUCAGGAAGGGACCAUGUGCAGUGAUCAGUCACAACCACAAUUCGAUAGACGACCCUCUUUCAUUGGUAAGGGUAAUGAAUAUGGCCCAAGAGACUCGUAUUCAAGUAGGUUGAAUUUUGAAGGUGAAUAUGUGAAUGUACAAGCGACAAUGAGAAAGCGAAAGGCAGCUUUCAAUCACCCAACAGGGGAUACCAAAUUUUAUAGGCAGCCAGAGCUUCCUUUUAGUCACUUGACUGGAAGUAUGAGAAAUGGAGGUUUGUAGACUGACUCCUGCUUUAGUAAAGUUAGUUGCUUCGAGAUCUUGAUGUCGGCUUAGUGAUUAUGUACUGCCAAAAGCUUCUUUUUGCAAUCUUGAUGUACGUCCUAGCUACAAUUACAUGGUAAUGAACUGAGCUGCUCUUGCAGUGUUGUAAGACAUGAAAUGUAAAUAGUGAAUCUGAGAUUAGAUUAGAUGA
This is a messenger RNA of Prunus avium (sweet cherry), 1973 nucleotides long. The record is from RefSeq and is a predicted model, not a curated record. Lineage: Eukaryota; Viridiplantae; Streptophyta; Magnoliopsida; Rosales; Rosaceae.